AUGUGGCACUGCGUGUCAGACAAUUUUGAUGUUAUUGCUAUUGUGAAAUCCAUCAUUGAAUUGGCUACAAGUGGAAGAUGUGACCUGCCCGACAGCAUCGAACUAUUGCAGAAGAAACUUGAUGAAGUCAUUGGCCAGAAGAGAUUUUUACUUGUUCUCGAUGAUGUAUGGAAUGAAGAGAAGAGGAUGUGGGAGGAUGAAAUGAGGCUACUAUUGUGUUCUGUUGGCGGACCAGGAAGUGUUAUAGUGGUCACAUGUCGCAGCAAGCAAGUGCCCUCUAUAAUGUGCACCAUUAAGACCCAUGAGCUAACAUUUCUUACUGGAGAAGAUUCAUGGGAACUAUUUUUGGACAAAGCAUUUGGAAAUGGUGUAGAGAAGCAAGCAAGGUUAGUCACCAUCGGAAGACGUAUUGUCAAUAAAUGCGGGGGGCUGCCUCUUGCUUUGAAGACAUUGGGUGGAUUGCUGAGUUCAAAGCAAGAAGUGCUGGAAUGGAAGGCCAUCGAAGAAAGUAGCAUUGGGGAUAAUGAUUAUGAGGUCAUACCUAUAUUAAUGUUAAGCUACAAACACCUGUCAGCUGAAAUGAAGCAAUGCUUUGCAUUUUGUGCUGUUUUCCAGAAGGAUUAUGAGAUGGAGAAGGAUAUGUUGAUCCAACUUUGGAUGGCAAAUGGCUUUAUUCAAGAAGAGGGAACAAUAAAUUUAGCUGUGUUCACUCGGAGUCUGACAAUAACUGAGGACAACCAGAAGUAUGGUGCCAGCGGUGACCGCUGGUUCUUCUGGAGACUAGGUUACAUCAACCCAACUAUACCACUCUGUGAUGGUAGCGUCAGGAAAGUCCAAGCUGUUAAGCAAAUCUGCAUGAAUGUCUUCCCUGGUUAG
Messenger RNA from Triticum turgidum subsp. durum (durum wheat), 876 nucleotides. The record is from the annotation of a GenBank genome assembly. Lineage: Eukaryota; Viridiplantae; Streptophyta; Magnoliopsida; Poales; Poaceae.